GAACAAAUGCACACUUUUUGAGUACGAGCUGAGCUCGCCCGUGUUCGGCUCGUUUACACCAUCUCUACAUAGCACGUCCAGCCGAACAGCCUCUACCUCGCCCAUGCUCAGUUGCCCGGGAAUCGAGCAGAUUGCUGACAUUGGCCUGUCACGAUGUCUUUGGACCAGCUUGUACCACUUAUACACGGUCUUCCGGAUGACCUUGCUAUUCUUUGUUUGUCAAGGGUCCCUCGGCAAUUUCAUCAUGUUCUUCGAUUUGUUUCUAGGAGAUGGAGAGCUUUGCUCUGCAGCGGGGAGUUUCAUGCCUGUCGUUCUAGGCAGAAUCUUAGGGAAACCUGGGUUUAUGCAUUGUGUAUGAACAAAUACAGAGUUAACUGCUGUUAUGCGUUCGAUCCAUGUCCUUUGAUCCGGCAAUGGAAGCUUCUAGAACCUAUCCCAUAUGAAUGUAUUAGCCGGGAGGGCAUGUCGUUUGAAGCCCUUGGAAAUAAAUUGUUUUUGUAAGGUGGCUUUAGCUGCCAAGAAAAUGCCACAGAUGAAGUUUAUUAUUAUGAUACUUACACAGAGAAAUGGGAGAAAGCUGCUAGAAUGCCAACAGCAAGGUGCUACUUUUUGUCGGCAGCUCUGGACGAUAAAAUUUAUGUUACCGGUGGUCUCGGCAUGAGCUCAGCUGCUUCAAACACCUGGGACAUCUAUGACCAUCAUUCAAACAGCUGGAGUUCUUAUCAAGAUAAAUCCCACAUCCCUGACAUUGUCAAGUCCUUCAUUUUUGAAGGCAAAGUAUACACCAUUCACAACACGUGGAUCGAUAGGCAAUAUGCCCGUAUCUACUAUCCCUUGAGCAGAAAAUGGGAGGAUGCAAGCCAACAGAUGUCUUUCUGUGCUCGUGGUCCCACGGUUGUAGUUGAAGAUACCCUCUACAUGCUAGACGAGACUUAUGGAACGAGGCUUAUGAGGUGGGAAAAUGAAAGUAAAGAAUGGACCCCUUUGGGUAGACUGUCUCAAAUGCUGACAAAGCCGCCAUGUCAGCUUGUGGGUGUUGGGAGUUGUAUUUUCAUGAUAGGGCAGAAGCUGAGUACUGUUGUGGUUGAUAUUAGGAGGGCAGCACAGGUGGAAGGUGUGCUGGUUGGUUCUUCUUUUAUUCCUAAAGUUGAUAAUGAUGUAUCAGUUAUUGGCUGCAAAUCUAUUGCCAUUUGAGUUGUAGAUCUUCAAAUACUGUGACCUUUGAGGACUGCUUUUAGGAUUGUAUGUGAUUAUCUUGCAAAUGUAUGCAUAGACUAAUAGAGAGAUUGUUGAAACAAAACCAUAUCAAUUUUGGUUUGAAACAAAGAAUGCAGAGUGGUUUGUCUAUUAAUUUAUUCUGAUGGGCAGAAUGAUGAAUCGAAACUCGU
This is a messenger RNA of Phalaenopsis equestris, 1388 nucleotides long. RefSeq names its product F-box/kelch-repeat protein SKIP4-like. NCBI's taxonomy places the organism in Eukaryota, Viridiplantae, Streptophyta, Magnoliopsida, Asparagales, Orchidaceae. The transcript is spliced from 3 exons. Gene Ontology annotation, molecular function: protein binding. The record is from RefSeq and is a predicted model, not a curated record.